CGGGUAUUUUGUGCUCAGGGUCGCACCGACGUACCUUAAAUAAUGGAAAGGCCUUUACUUUCUCCAUUUAGUCCUAAUCUGCCAUAUUCUGCAAAAGAACGAUGGGUUUGCGUUUAUCCUGCGUAUUUAAAUAAUCGUCGGACAAGAGCUCAAGGGAGGAAAUUGUCUGUGGAACACUGUGUUGAUAAUCCUAAGCAUUCGGAAGUAACGAUGAUUUUGGGGAAGCUCUCUCUCGACUAUCUGUUAGAGACAAAGGUCCAUCCUAAGGAAAGGGAUGCUUUCGAACCUAUGAACAAAUGGCGUGUCCGCGUCCAUUUGAAAAACGAUGAUGGCAGUCCCGUAAAUGAACAGUUUCCAAAUCGUCAGUCUCUUUUAUCAUAUUUGGGAAAGGCUCUUCCUGUAGUGCGGUCAAGAAGACCAACCACAUCAAGUUCUAGUACUACGGAACAAACCUUCCAAGGAAAGAAAAACAAGCGAAAAAGGAAGUGAAUACAUAGAUUUAAAAGUUUAACAUAACCUACUAUCAUGUACUUACCGUAAACAUACUUCGUCUUGGGUGAUUUUGUCCUUAUGAUUACUUCUCAGUGUUUUUACAAUUGUCUUAGAGUGAAAAUAUAAAAGAUUGGUUGGUUGCUGA
Messenger RNA from Schistosoma mattheei, 637 nucleotides. NCBI's taxonomy places the organism in Eukaryota, Metazoa, Platyhelminthes, Trematoda, Strigeidida, Schistosomatidae. The record is from the annotation of a GenBank genome assembly.